CGCCGGCUGCCGUAUUUCACCGAGACACGGGGCUCCGGUAACAGCCGAGCAGAUGCGCUACGGUACCGAGCGAUACUAGGAAAGUGUCCACUUCAGCAGCCGUGAAGUCCCACCCCUACUUCGUUGUCGGUUGUUCUGUCAGUCUUGCGACGUGAAAUUCAUUUUGCAUUACAUUCGGAUUUAAUUUAUCUGGCUGUGAUUAGCGGUCCUAGUGUGUGUGUGCAUGCAGCAGCAUGGUUCCGGCGACAGUUCUAACGGAGAGAGACCCAUUUCCUCUAAUACCAGCAGCCCGGUCCCUACGCCUGCUUCUUGGGUAAGGAGGUUUGGACAGGACAGGCGAGCUGUCCAACAGCCCGGAGUGAUGGUGGUAUUUUCCGCCCAAUGUGAGACUGACGAACCGAUCGAUGCGAUGUCGAGUUCGGGUUCCGCCGAGGAUGAUUUCCGGAAGCCAUCUGUCCCUAUCCCAAACCUAAACCCUAGCAAACCUCUUCGUGCAUGUAACGCUUCCCAGGAGUUCCCAGAAGUCAUCCCCUUGAAUGUGGGCGGCACUUACUUCACCACGCGACUGUCCACCCUCCGGCGGUAUGAGGACACCAUGCUGGCGGCCAUGUUCAGCGGCCGGCACCACAUCCCCCGCGAUGCUGAGGGGCGCUUUUUCAUCGACAGGGAUGGAGCUUAUUUUGGGGAUAUCUUGAACUUCCUGCGAGAGGGAGAGCUUCCCCAGCGUGACCGUGUGCGGGCUGUCCACAAGGAGGCGCAGUACUAUGCCAUCGGACCUUUGCUGGACAGUUUGGAGGACAGUCAGCCCCUCACAGGAGAGAAAGUCCGACAAGCUUUCCUUGACCUACUUCCGUACUACAAAGAGAACCUGGAGCAGAUCGUGGAGAUCGCCAAGGUGCGGGCCAUGCAGAAGAAGGCACGCUUCGCCAAGCUGAAGAUCUGCGUCUACAAAGAGGAGAUGCCCAUCACCCCGUACGAGAGGCCGCUCUUCAACUCCCUGCGCUUCGAGCGCUCGGAGAGCGAGGCCAAGAUCUUCGAGCACCACUGCGAGGUAGACGUGUCUUUCGGGCCUUGGGAGGCGGUGGCGGACGUGUAUGACCUGCUUCACUGCAUCGUGAGCGACCUAGCCGAGCGCGGCAUCACCGCGGACCAGCAGUGCAUCGGGGUGUGCGAUAAGCACCUCGUCAACCACUACUAUUGCAAAAGGCCCAUCUACGAGUUCAAGAUAACAUGGUGGUAAAGGACGUCUUGCCCGUGGCUUUUUCACAAAAACGCGGAACGGAUUCCAGCCCCCAUAUGGCUGCUGGCAGAGUCAUUCAGUCAGGAUAUGAGGCACUUCUUCCGUAGCAUCCUAAUUCCUGAGCCAAUGCUGUACACGUGUCGACUACAUUGUAGCCAUACUGUUUGUCGUCAGCCACAGACCUGUUAAAUAUGGCGACUGUCCUUUACAGCUUUUAUAACAGCGUCAUGUAUUUUUAACGUUAAUGACAACUACAGCUGUUUUACUUUAUUUUGCUCACUCUACUCUUUUUUUUUUUUUUUUUUUUUUUACUCGGAGGUCUUGUGCUCCUAGCGUAAGCUUAUUUUUAGGAAAUGAAGCAACUAUUUUUGUGUAUUUGUCGCCUUCCUGGUGGCAGUCUUGGUCAUGAUUUGUUUCUCGUUUCUGGGUUUUGUGGUGAAGGGUCGUUUGCUCCUUUGUGGUUUUGUAUUACAGCUGGAGGAAAUUAAGCCACAUGGUCGAAUAUUUCACGGGCGCGUGCGUACGCACAUUUGUCACUUUGUUUUUUUGUAAGGUUUUACUUUUUUUAUUUCUCAGCUGUGCUUGAGAAGUUAAGGCACUAAAGCUGACAGAUUUUAUUCCAUGGGAAACAAAGGAUUUGGUACUGGGCUGGCAAAUGACAGACCAUAAAUGGCACUGGAAAAGAUUUGCUGGCAAUAAAAGAUGCUUCUCACUUACCUACUCAUUCAUGUUGAGUGUUCCUAGUACAUUUUCAUACCCGCUUUUCUAGGCGAAAGAAGUGGUAUCUUUAGGUAUUUAUGGGGAUCACUGGGGUUGUGACGCUGAUCAGUGCGCAGUGGCUAAAAAAGUGGACCUUGUCUCUGUCAGGUGCAGCUUAACACUGAUCUGCUCUCCACUGUCACCAUGAUCGAAUAAAAUGAGCUGCAGGAUAUCAGUUAGGUCAAAGGGGCACUCGUAUGCUCCUGACGGUCUGGUGUGUUGAGUAAAUUGGUCUUUUUAACACCAAAUACUUAGUCAGUUUAACAGUUUUACAUCAUCUCUAGGUAACAACUGAACCGCUCCGUGCUGCAUGUUAUUUUUAAAGCCAAACCCUUAAAUGAACAAUUAAAAACUACUUUUCUGUAAGCUUAAUUUCCUCUGUAUGUAUUUAUCUCCUUGGUAUUUCAGGGUAUGACAGUGCAUUCACGAAUGCAGCACAGAUGAAUCCAUUAACAGUACGGCAGCACAAGUCAUCACUGGUCUGAAAACAGAGCCUGUGUUCUGUUGGUUAAGAAAGGACCUGCAGAACAGCCUGGAAGUCAGAAGGGUCCGUGUUUUCAUAGCAUUUGAAUGAACUAGCAUUUGUCGCAUUUAACAGACUUGCAGAGUUAUUUGUCUACUGUUGUGCAAAAAACAUAUAAAUGAAGAAAAAUACAUAAUUUUGGCUGGACUUGGUCUGUAAUAUCUUGUGAGUAAAAACCACAUUCGUCUGCUUCAAAAUAGACAUAUUCUUGGCACAACUCAUUGAGACGUGUAGUUUAAACUGCUUACAUGUUUUGAACCUCAAAAGGGCGAAUACAUGCAAAUACUAGAUAUGCUGUAAAUAUUCACAAGUUACUGGUAAUCUGUAAACAACAAUGUUCUGGUUAUUGUGUGUGAUCAACUAAAGAACCUUAUCUGUUUCAGGCCGAAGCAAUCUAUGCAUCUUUUCUGAAAAGCCUGGUAAUUAGCUUAGCAGUAAGUUUGGUGGCUAAAACCUAUGAAAUAAGGCAAGUGCUUUAAUAUUUUGUUAUACCAGGAAUUUCAUGCAGUUACCACUAUCGGUAGAGAGGAAGAAUUACCCUCAAUCUUUUAUCCAGCAGCCAGGGUUAUAUUGCUUAACAGUUUCUGUUGCCUUAGAUACCAGACUUUACCAAUCAAUAACAGAUAAGAAAAGUUAGACCCUGGAUUCUUAUCAGUUUCAUAAUCAGGGAAAUUGGGCUGAUGUGCAAAUUCAAUUCAACACUUAAGCAACUGUUCAAGGAGAAUUGCUAUUGAGAAGGUUUUUGAGGAGAGUUGACACUAUUAAAUAUAUAUAUUUUCAUAAUUUGUACGCCAUUGUUAAAAAAUGACAUGAUUAUAAAGAGAACUUUGUUAAUAUGAUAUUUUCUCCCAGGUUUCCUGGUGAUGUGUUGUCUGAGGUUUUUGGCAGUGCUUUCUUCUAUUGUAAUUAUUUACACAGUAAAAUGUAACAGAUUACAAUUGUUUUCCAGAGCUUCACCAGUGUUUCUCAAAGUGAUCCUCGGGGACCCCCAGACAGUCCAUGUUUUUGCUGGGACUGAGAGGGAGCAGAAAUUUGGACUGUGUGGCAGGGAGCUGGGAGGAAGCAAAAACGUGGGGGGGGUGGUUUGGGAAACACUGGGCUGGACUGUUCCGACUACUAUAAAAUACUGAAUGGUAAUUUUGAAUGGGAAAGCAUAGCUUUAUCGAACCUGUCGUAUUUGUCAGUUACGUGUGUAUCUUAGUGUACUUGGUAACUUGUGAGUAAUGACCUAAUGUCGUUACCUGACCUGCUCACCUCUCAACUGUCACCAAAAAUCUUGUUUGUCAGUUUCCAUAGAUGAGAGAUCAGCAGGUCAGGGUCUGUUCAUGACAUAAUCUCCUCAAUUGCAAUGUUGUAAGAAGAACAAUCUCUCUGAGUGCCUCAUAAACUUGUUUGCAGACUGUAUACUAAAUAUGUGGUACAGUACAUGUAUUGUGCAGGUCAUAUAACAUGUGUGUGUUCUGCACAGGUGUAGCUAACCUAUGAUUAAAUAAGAUUAGUUGACACAGUCAACCUACGGAUAAAUGUAUGCAGCUUUAGGCGUGCCCAUUAAUGGUAAUUUAUAAAAAUUACUGGUUUGCUGUAUUCAAAUGGUCACUGCAUACAUUGCUGCUCUGUGCUAACAGUCAAGUGUGUGUGUGUGUGAGUGUGUGUGUGUGUUUUGCAGUUAUUUUUAAAAUAAGGUGCAAUAGAAUUGUGCUUGAUGUCA
This is a messenger RNA of Brienomyrus brachyistius, 4230 nucleotides long. RefSeq names its product potassium channel tetramerization domain containing 7 (gene kctd7). The transcript is spliced from 4 exons. Gene Ontology annotation, biological process: protein homooligomerization. Gene Ontology annotation, molecular function: protein binding. Lineage: Eukaryota; Metazoa; Chordata; Actinopteri; Osteoglossiformes; Mormyridae. The coding region runs from base 224 to 1240 and encodes 338 amino acids. The record is from RefSeq and is a predicted model, not a curated record.